AUGACUCCACAACCAUUCGUUCCACCUACCAUGAACCAACCACACAACAUGGAUCCAAAACAAGGACACAUUCUCCAUAUGAAAAUUCACUGUGGACGAAAUCUGCCAAAAGCCGAUACCUUCGGAACCAUUGAUGCCUAUGCGGUCGUCCAUAUUCCUUUGUUGAAUACGAAUGAUGUUGGAAGCCUCUCUCGGGCCAUUCAUAAAACCAAAAUCAUUCCCAAUCAAGUGGAUCCCGUAUGGAAAUUCCGAAUCUAUCAACACGAUGUAGAUCUUUCCAAGAAUAUAGAAAUUCAAAUCUUUGAUCAUGAUUCCCUGAGUGAGAAUGAUUUGGUUGCAACUUGCGAAAUUCCACUGAGCGGCCAAUUAUUGGCAUCAGGUCCCAUCUAUAAGAAGGAAUUUGUCUUGAAUACGGUUGGAAAAUACAAGCCUUAUCGCUCUGGCUCUUCAAGUUCCAUUGUGGUCUCGUUGGGAAUUGGUAGCUCUCAUGAAACAGUCUGUACAAAACUCAUGACUAGCUUUCCAUCGAGUGUUAUCCAUCAAGAUGUGAUGAAGAAGAAUAUUGUGUUUCCUCUCGGAUUUUCUAACUUGUGUAUGAAGAUUUCCAUGAAGAAACAUUUGAAAAUUUCUGUGCUGGAUUGCAACCCAACGAGAAAUUUGGUGGUUCACUUUGAGAUUCCUGGACGGGAUUUUCGAUCCAAGAUGACCUUCCAUCAGACUCCAAAGAAUGUUCAGGGAUAUCAAAUGUAUAGACAAGUCAAGUUGAAGAAGCCUAUUAAUUUGUUUAAGGGUUAUUUCCCUUAUAUUAAAUUAGUGACUUCUCCGUUCGUUGUGGUGGAAAAUUGCAAGAUGAAUGAAAUUACAAAAAAACAUGGAUGGACUGGCAUGUUAGAUUAUAGUACGGCUAAGAAAACACUUCAUAAUAUUAUCCCUGAUGAUCGUCACGAAAAUAUUUACAUGAUUGAACCUUAUUAUUACCUUAAAUGUGAUUGGGAUUCUUCAAAUUCUGACCAAAAGGUUGGUAUAUUGGAUCCCUAUCGUUCUCAGGGUUAUCACGUUGAAAUUACACACAAGAACAAGUCAGGAAGUGAAAUUGAAUAUUAUGCUGCUCCAAAACGUUUGCUAGAAACUCAACAUUAUUGUGGAGCUUGUUCUGAGGUCAAUGAUUUGAGUUAUCCAGUGCUCCACUCAGACAUUAACAUUUUACUUUUGAAAAAGACUCAACCUGUGUGUUAUGAUUUGUUUACUUUCGCUCCGGUCUUGUAA
This is a messenger RNA of Naegleria fowleri, 1266 nucleotides long. RefSeq lists its product as uncharacterized. The coding region runs from base 1 to 1266 and encodes 421 amino acids. NCBI's taxonomy places the organism in Eukaryota, Heterolobosea, Eutetramitea, Acrasida, Naegleriidae. Gene Ontology annotation, molecular function: calcium ion binding. The transcript has a single exon. The record is from RefSeq and is a predicted model, not a curated record.